UCAAAAUCAAAUUUGUUAACGCCAUUGCCCCCAUCCCUAAUGUUAUAUAUUUGCAUUAGGGUUUCAUUACGACCUUCUCUACCUAAGAAGCAGCGCAGAGGGAGGAGGCCGCCGGUAGUGAGGAGAAUAUCAACCAAGUAGCCGCCGUAUCGACGUUGAACAACGAUGGUUCACGUCUCUUUCUACCGCAACUAUGGAAAAACCUUCAAGAAGCCACGUCGCCCUUAUGAGAAGGAACGAUUGGAUGCUGAGUUGAAGCUAGUAGGAGAGUAUGGUUUGAGAUGCAAAAGGGAGCUAUGGAGGGUGCAAUACGCACUUAGCAGAAUCCGAAAUGCUGCAAGAAUGCUUCUAACCCUUGAAGAAAAAGACCCACGUAGGAUCUUUGAAGGUGAAGCCCUAAUGAGAAGGAUGAACAGAUAUGGACUCUUGGAUGAGAGUCAAAACAAGCUCGAUUAUGUUCUUGCCUUGACUGUUGAAAACUUCCUUGAACGUCGCCUUCAGACACUUGUGUUCAAGACUGGUAUGGCAAAGUCAAUCCACCAUGCUAGAGUCCUCAUCAAGCAAAGACACAUAAGGGUGGGAAGGCAAGUUGUGAAUGUGCCUUCUUUCAUGGUGAGAGUUGACUCACAGAAGCAUAUUGACUUUUCACUCACGAGUCCAUUUGGAGGUGGCAGACCUGGAAGAGUGAAGAGGAAGAACCAGAAGGCGGCUGCAAAGAAGGCUUCUGGUGGAGAUGCUGAUGAGGAUGAUGAAGAAUGAAAAGCUUGAGAGAUGUUAUGAGUUAAUGAUAGAUUAUGAACUGGAGUUGGAAAAAUUGUGUUGAAUCUUGGGAUUUAAAGUGGUCCAACCAAUUACUUGUGCAU
Messenger RNA from Lactuca virosa, 863 nucleotides. The record is from the annotation of a GenBank genome assembly. Lineage: Eukaryota; Viridiplantae; Streptophyta; Magnoliopsida; Asterales; Asteraceae.